CCCUGCACCUUGCGGCGGCCGAGCCUCCCUCAGCCCUGCACCUUGCGGCGGCGGCCGAACCCCCCCGCCCCCAACCCCCGCCGCGUCGCCGAGGCCGGCGGUAGGAAGCGGCGCUCCCCCUGACGGCGGGGCUCCCGGCGGGGCUCAGCGCCGCUGUCAGCCAGGCGGGCGCCCGCGGCCCCGGUAGACCGCCUCGGCAGCGCGGCGCUCGGCGCCACCCGCUCCAUGGAUUACCUGACUAUGUCUGAAUGUAUCCAGCUGUCAUUUGCUGUUUGUAGAAUCGGCAUUUACACGUGUUUUAGAGCACUUUGCUGCAAGGGACCGCCACCACCACGACCUGAAUAUGACUUGGUUUGCAUUGGUCUCACUGGGUCUGGGAAGACAAGUCUUCUGUCACGCCUUUGCAGUGAAAGCCCGGAAAAUAUAGUGUCUACCACAGGUUUUAGUAUAAAAGCAGUGCCAUUCCAGAAUGCCAUCCUGAACGUAAAAGAACUUGGAGGGGCUGACAAUAUCAGGAAAUACUGGAGUCGUUACUACCAAGGAUCCCAAGGGGUAAUAUUUGUAUUAGACAGUGCCUCCUCUGAAGAUGAUCUAGAAACUGCUAGGAAUGAACUGCAUUCUGCUCUCCAGCACCCACAGUUAUGUACUUUGCCGUUUUUAAUACUGGCCAAUCAUCAAGACAAGCCAGCAGCUCGCUCCGUACAAGAGAUAAAAAAGUAUUUUGAACUUGAGCCACUUGCACGUGGAAAGCGCUGGAUUCUUAAACCCUGCUCCUUGGAUGAUAUGGAGGCAGUAAAAGACAGCUUCUCCCUUCUAAUAAACUUACUAGAAGAGAGAGACUUCGAACCUUCGAGAAUGUGAAACGCAAAAGAGAAGAGUGGUUCUCCAGGCAUCACUGUACCUGCACAUUCUGCUCAUAGCUUAAUUAUGAAGUGAUAUCAAGACUGUGCUGUGAUAUGUUGUUCAUACACAGUUAGUGCAGAAUGUCCUUUUGUUAAAAUAAAUAUUCUGUGAUUCAGGUACACAAUUAGUUCCAGUAAAGUUGUCUACACUACUGAAAUAGGGAGUUCAUCUUUGUUUACCACUAUUUCUGCACACUGCAUGUUGCUUUUUUGAGUUGCAAUCAUCCUUGAUAAGAAAUUUUACACGCACAAAAAUAACUAGUCUGUAAAGGAGGAAUUCUACCUUCUACCUUGAUUUUUAAAAAAUAACUAAUUGUGAGACUAAUUUGUAUUAGCUUGUUUCCUGACCCCACAGUUUGGGAAGCACAGCCCCUGAGAACCUUAACAAGAUACCUUAAAGGCAAGCAGUUUCAUGUUAAUGCAAAGGUUAAUCCUGAAGUUUUACUAAGUGAAAACACAGUUGACAACUUAGUUGAUUCCUCUUCUAAAGUCAGAGCGUAACCUUGUUAAAGGCAGAACUAUCAUUUUGCUGGAAGUUUCCUGAAAGGUAAAUUAGCAAACAGACGUGUGCAAAUAACAGUAUUUGGGAAAAAUAGGUGACAUAAACAGGUGGUCUAAGUAACAAUAUUUUUAGAAAAUAUACAAAAGUUGGCUAAAGCAAUAAUUUUCACUGAAAGUAGUUUUCCAUAAGAGAAGCAAAGCAAAUGUCUGUUAAUUCAGCAGUGGAGUCCUUAUUACUAGUUAGAAGAAAAUGUGACUGAUUUUAAAUAAGGAUUGCUUCCUUUAUCACUCACACAUAGAGUACUACUGUUAUCAUAACAUUGCCAAGGCAUUUAUACCAUAAUUAAGAGCCUUCCAGGUUUGUACUAUAAGCUUCUCUUUUGAAGAGAUUAUAACUUAUGCCAAAUGUUACUUAGAAGGCAAAAAAGUAUUAAUUGGAAACAACAUUUGUAAUGCAUUUGGAAAAAUCCCGUUUCGUUCCAGUAACACAGUGCAUAUUUUCUCUUUCCAAGUUUUUCCCAUAGUAGGUUUGCAGUUUUUUGGCUGCCUUUUGUUGAUUUUUUAAAACCUUAUAAUCCAAUUGUGUCCAUUAAAGAAACAUGCAAGGUCACUGUUCACCAUUAAGUCAGUCACAACAGGGUAUGUGCAGAUCAGUCACUGGACUGGUGCACACCUUGAAUGUUGUGCCUUGUGAAUUCAGCUACUCUCAUGCAUGAGUGUCUGCAAACACAAGCUGUAGUGAUGUGUCAGUGGUUCCUCACUGAUUCUGCUUGUGUUUCGAAACAUGGAACUCCUUUUUUCAGAGCUUUAAGCAACAUCUCUUUUUGCUCUGAGCAUUUAUUUUUUAAGUUUGAAGUUUAUUGUAGUUUCUCACUAGCUUAUUGGGGAUAAGAAAAUAGCUUUCAAAGGCUUAUAAAAGCCAUUUCUCUCUUACUUGCAAUUAUAGUCUCUGUUAAACAAAAUGUUUUAUAAUAGGUUUUUUCUUUAGUUUUCCAUAUACUCAGAAUUCUUGCAUUGCUCCCUCAGAAUUAUUUCUGCCCAAAUGCAUGGCCUGAUGAUCACUGUUUUAACUUUCUUCCUAUUAUCAGAAAGAAGCUGGGAAAACUGGUAAGCUCCUUGUUUAAUUUUGUGAUAGAAUACGCUGAAAGCCUGAAGGGCAUCUCUUCUUGCUUUGUUUUUUGUUUCUUUCCUGCCAGGUCAGUCACCUCACUCCUAAUACUCUUGGAAGUACCCAAGAACUGGAAUUGUUCAUUUCAAAGCACAGAGGGGAGCCCUGUGUUAGUUUGGUUCUCUGCACAGUUUAGAUGGAACUCAGCUGCCCACCACUUUCUCUCAUGUGGGUUAAGGAGGCUGCUUUCCCUGGAUUUAGGGAGGAACUGGAUCUCAUUUACAGUUCCAAACUCUCUCUUUGCUGAUGUGAGCUUAGAGGAUGCAGAGUCGCCAGAUUUCCACAAGGUCCCCAGAUUUCUGUCUUGUUUAGGGACAGUGCCAAAUAAAUGGUGGGGAGGAGUGAGAGAAUUAUUUCCCAGAGAAGGCAGGCAGUUUUGGGAGGCAAAAAGAGGGAUUCAGCGAUUUUACUGCUUUCCAUUGAACAUUAGUUAGCAGAUGAGAGAGAAAUUUUGUUUACUGUUUUUCCCCUUCUUUCCUAUAUUAAAGUUGUGGACCAAAGGCUACAGCAAAUGAAAGUAAGCCCAACUGUAUUGUGUUCUUAAAACCGUACUUACGUAUACCAUCAGUGAGUUUGGUCCAAAAACUUUAGAAUUUCCAAGUUACGUUUUGGUCAUGAUUUCCCAACUAUGCACUGUUGGAAGGUGCUACCUGACUAACAUGCGAAAGGCCUAAGCAGUCGAUGAGAAUAUGGCUUUGGCAUAUGCCAGUGGCCACCUAGGCUGGGACCUUUUGAUGCUUAAUGCUUUUUCUUUAGGAAAAUGCCAACUGCACAGGAGCAGUGAUUUUUUUUUUUUUUUCCAGAAUUAUUUUGAAGAUGCAUUUCCUUACUAAUACAGUGAUCAUUCCUCACCACAGGUUGAAACAAUACCUCAUAACUGCUUAAGGCCAAGACCAACACUUAACUUUACUUUGAAUGUAGUCCUUGUGUGAUUAUGUGUUGUGGAUAAACUUAAUGGAUGUGUACACCUUCACUUUUUUAUGGAGGAAUUAAAACUGUUCAUAGCAACUCACAUCACACCUCCAUGUCUAAAGUGUUGUUGAAUGCUCUGGCUGUGGUAGAAUAUGUAAUCAUCAUGCAGUUGUUAUUGAGAUGACCAAUCUCAAUUGGUUUGGGGUUUUUUUUGUUUGUUUUGUUUUAAAUCUUUUCACAUGUGUUCAUCAUUUAGGUGAAAUAAACUUGGACACUAGGCUUUACUUUCCAUGCAAGUUCAUUAAGGAGUGAACAUUGUCUUUUUAAAAAAGAUAUUGUGCUUUAAUGUUCUUUAGCCAUCUGUUAAAUUACUUUGUGUGUGUAUGUGUGUGUAUGUGUAUGUGCCCACAUUGGGCUACUUCUCAGACCUGUGGCUGUCUGCGGUGUCUCAGCCGUCGGAAUGAAAACAUUAUCAAUCAGUAUCCAACAACAGCUGGUUUUGACAAGCUUCUGUCUGCUGCCUAAUGCUUUACAACUUGUCAAUAAGACUUCUUUGUCUAAGCUGGUGAUCUUACUGCUUCCAUGUUGUGUCCUGUACCUGUACUUCAAGCAUUUGUAUGGAAAAAAAAAAGUAAAAUCUUAGUGAGUUUUGAUACUCUUUCUUGCUGUAUAAUGCUCCACGUGUAUCUUAGCUUGCCUCUUCAAAUGCGCUAUACAAAAAUCUGUGAUGUAUUAUUUCCUUUAACUUCUUGCAUUUCAUUAUAUUUAUAGAAGUUGCAGAUUUUUGUACCGUAUUAGUUAAUACAGUUGCCUUUUUAUAAUGGCAAUUAAUUUAUAUUACAAAAGUUUGUAUCUUUACUGUAGUUGAAAGUAUUAGUUAACUGUCGUAUUAUCUUGACUUUAUACUAAAAAUACAGUGUCUAUAUACAGAAGUUGACCCAUUCAAGUGGACAACUGCUGACAUGAGGAACUUGUACUGUUUGUGAUUUAUACAUGAUUUCCACUAUCAAGAAACAAAAUAACAAAACAAAAUAAACAUUGUGUAGAGUUGA
Molecule: messenger RNA, 4535 nt
Organism: Tyto alba (common barn owl)
Lineage: Eukaryota; Metazoa; Chordata; Aves; Strigiformes; Tytonidae
Gene: ARL15
Product: ADP ribosylation factor like GTPase 15
Exons: 6
Coding region: 226-861 (211 amino acids)
Molecular function (GO): GTPase activity; GTP binding
Source: RefSeq, a predicted model, not a curated record